Messenger RNA from Zea mays, 3661 nucleotides. RefSeq names its product protein FAR1-RELATED SEQUENCE 6. Gene Ontology annotation, molecular function: zinc ion binding. Gene Ontology annotation, biological process: regulation of DNA-templated transcription. The record is from RefSeq and is a predicted model, not a curated record. NCBI's taxonomy places the organism in Eukaryota, Viridiplantae, Streptophyta, Magnoliopsida, Poales, Poaceae. The transcript is spliced from 5 exons. The coding region runs from base 734 to 3130 and encodes 798 amino acids.
GCGUCGCGUUCCUCGUCCGUUCGCCGCCGCCGUCUGCCUCGCACCGCUGACUGUGCCCCAGCCCAGAUCGAUCCUCCACAGCAGAUAGGGGGGGGGGGGGGGGGGGGGGGUCUCUCUCUCUGUCUGCGACGACUGGGUGGUCUACCGCCGUUGUCUUCUCCGGCGAAGAGCGCCCACCAGGACAGGGUCCAUGAGACGCUGCCCAGUGUCACGCCGACGCUGGCGACCAACAGCCCUCUCAGCUGCACCACUUAGGCAAUCGGGCUCCCUCAUCUGCGCACGCAUGGCAUGACUUUGGCUGCAGGCGCUGCUGCCGUGCAUCCACGCACACUGCUACACCGGUGGGGUGAAGCAUGGUGACCUGCUAAGCUUGCCUUCCAUGGCAGAUCUGAAGAACAAACUAGUUUAGGGUUGGGAGAAGAAGAUCAGAAAGAUGUGAAAAGAUGGAGAAAGAGCGCAGGCUCCCUUACCCAGCAAUGAUCCGAUGGAUGCAGCACAUUGCUGCAUGGCUGUGGCAGAGACUAUGCGUUAAGGGUUUGUCGCUUUUGCUGACUCAUCAUCUGUUGGCACUUGGCAGGCAUGCUGACAGUUGAUUAUUAACUCUGGAAAGUGCGUGGUAUGCACUUUACACUAGCUGGUAACAGGAAGGAUUGGUAAUUGGAUGAAAUUGAGUUUGCGCCCCAGUUUUGGGAGAUUAUGUUGACCUAGGAUCAGAUAACCAUGUGCUGAUGCAAUGGACACCCUUCAUAGCGACCCUUAUUCCAGGAGCAGCUUGCAACUGCAAAUUAGGGAUGGCUCCAUGUCCUUUGAGAACAACAGUGCAGUUUUGGAUAAACAUGAGGUUGUCAGCCCUCGAGUUGGCAUGACCUUUGAGACGGUUGAUCUGGCAUAUCAAUUCUACUUAGAGUAUGGCUAUCGUGCAGGCUUUGGGGUCUCAAAGAGAACUUCCCACAGUGUUGAUGGGGUUAAAUACCGUGCUACAUUUGUUUGUUACAAAGGUGGCAUAGCUAGGAUUAAGCCUGGCCUCAAAGCUCGAAGGAGGCUUGUUGCAAAGACUGGUUGCAAAGCAAUGAUGGUAGUGAAGUUUAAUGCCAGUGAGAACCAUUGGGAAGUGGUUUUUGUCGAGUUGGAACAUAACCACCCAUGCAAUCCUGAGAUGGUCAGAUUCAUGAUGUGCUUUAAAGACCUUCCUGACUGGCAAAGGGAGCACCGCCCAUUCAAUGCCAAAACUCGAUUGAACCCGAAGAUUCACUCUGGUAGAGGCAGGCCACCCAACCAAAACAAAGAUUUCAUGGUGAGAUCCUUCUCCCAGUCAAAUUAUUCCAUCGAUGGGGCAGGGAAGACUGGAAAGUUAAGGUUUGCAGAGGGUGACGUUGAAGCACUCUUAGUUUUUUUUGAUAAGAUGCAAGCUCAAAACUCCAACUUCUUCUAUAACUGGGACAUGGACGAUGAAGGUCGUCUCAAGAACGUUUGCUGGGUUGAUGCUAGAUCCAGAGUUGCAUAUCAACACUUCUGUGAUGUUAUUUGCUUUGAUACUGUCUAUUUGACAUAUCAGUUUGUCAUUCCAUUGGUCGCAUUUUUGGGAAUCAACCAUCAUGGGCAGUUUGUGUUGUUAGGAUGUGGUCUACUUGGAGACGAGUCUCCAGAGACCUUUGCGUGGUUAUUCAAAAAAUGGCUAAAAUGUAUGAAUGAUAAAUCACCUGAAGCAAUUGUUACGACUCAUUCAAGGCCAGUAGUCAAAGCAGUCAGUGAAGUAUUUCCAAAUACUCGGCACAGAUACAACCUUUGGCAUAUAAUGAAAGAACUUCCUGAAAUGUCUGGAAGAGUUGAGGAUAAAGAAGCAGUCAGUCUGAGAAUGAAAAAAGUAGUCUAUGAUACAAUUACAUCAGCUGAUUUUGAGAGGGAGUGGGCUGAAAUGAUCAACCAAUAUAAUCUCCAUGAUAACCAGUGGCUUACAACCUUGUUUGAAGAGAGGGCAAAAUGGGUACCAGCAUAUGUAAAGGAUACUUUUUGGGCUGGUAUCUCCACUGUUCGCCGUAGUGAACGAUUGGAGGCCUUUUUUGAUGGAUAUAUUACACCAGAAACCACAAUAAAGACGUUCAUUGAACAAUUCGAUACUGCUAUGAAGCUCAGGUCUGAUCGAGAAGCCUAUGAUGAUUUCCGUUCAUUUCAACAAAGGCCACAAGUCCUGUCUGGUCUUCUGUUUGAGGAGCAAUUUGCAAAUGUUUAUACAAUAAAUAUGUUCCAGAAAUUCCAGGAUCAGUUGAAGCAGCUGAUGAAUGUGAAUUGCACUGAAGUCAGUAGGAAUGGUUCAAUAGUGACAUACACGGUGACAGUAAUUGGAAAGGAGAGGAAGUUUGACUACAGAGUGAUGUAUAACAGUGCUGAGAAAGAAGUGUGGUGCAUCUGCAGGUCAUUCCAGUUUAAAGGUAUUUUAUGUAGCCAUGCUCUUGCUGUCUUGAAGCAAGAGCUUGUGAUGCUAAUACCUCCCAAAUAUAUUCUUGAUCGAUGGCGAAAGGACUACAAAUGCCCUGAGGAACCUAAGGAAACCCCCAUUUCACAGAAAGCUGCUAAAGAUACAGGGAAGGGCUCAAAACCAGAAAACAUUCGGGAAGAUCAAGUGGACAAUCUCUACAAGCAUGGACACCAGUACUUUGCUGACAUUGUGGAAAUGGGAGCUACUGACCCUGAUGCGAUGGAAUACGUCCUUUCUGUGAUGAAAGAAGCUAAAGAGAAAGUGCGCAAGUUUGAGGAGUCUCGAAAAGAGAAGAGGCCUGGAGAGGGUCCAGUUUCUGCUGGUAAAAAAGGGGCGAAGUUUUCGAAGCCAUCCACACAAGAAGUUGGCAAUACAACAUCAGUUUCGACUCCGACUGAAGCAGUGGCUUCGGUCACAGUGGUGUCAUCUCCUCCAAUGGCGGCAGCCCCAACAAUGAUGGCUAUGGCGCCACCUUCAGCAGCUGUGGCCGGAGGAAUGUUUUUAGUACCAAUGCACCCGCAUCCCUUGGUGUUCCCACCCUUCCCCCCUGCAGUCCCACCAGCGGUAGCUCCUGUAGCACCACCUGCUGCACCAGCAACCAAUGUUGUCUCCAACACCUCAAAGAAGCGAAAGAAAAGAAAGGGGAAUAAUUGAUCUUCUGAUGCUGAUGAAAUGAUGAAUCUAAAACAAGAUCAGAUCGGCGAAGUAGAAAAUGAGUUUGAUCUCACACUACGCAUCAGGCCUCGACAUGAGAGUGAGCUAUCGAUUUAUCUCUUCUGCGCGGGUUGGUCUUUCGAGAAAAAUCUCUUCUGCGCGGGUUGGUCUUUCGAGAAAAAUCUCUUCUGCUGGCUGUGCUACUGCUACCUAUGAGACUACCUACUGCAGUCUGCAUAUUCCUGGGGUGUUGGCUUCACUGCUUCAGCUAGAUGCUCUGCUGUGGCUGACGCAGUUCAGUCUAAGGAGAGAUGCAUUUUGGGCUCAGCACACUGAUCUUGAUUACUGUAGAUUACUAGAUUAGAUUGCCUGUAGUGUACAUUAUCGUCCUCAGUGCCGGAAGUAAUCUAACAUGUAGUCCAGCUUAUGAAUGUAAAGAUCUGUUUCUGAUUAUGGAUUGCAUUUAUGGGGAAGGAUCUGGAUCUUAUUAAGAAAUUCUGAUUUACAAGCAUUUGCCGUCAUUUGAGUUUA